AUGGCGACGCCCCACGCCACCAUAGCCAUCAUCUCAAUUGGCCAAAUGGGGCUCGGUAUCGCCUCACUACUCAAAUCCCACAACUACGCUAUCACCACAAAUAUCAGUGGGCGCAGCUCUGCAACAAAAGAUCGAGCCGAAUCAAUUGGAAUCCAACUGCUAGACACAGACGAAGAGCUAGUUGCAAGCGCAGACUACGUACUCAGCAUUGUGCCGCCACGCGAUGCUGUCGCAACGGCAGAGAGGGUGAUUGCUGCACUAGAGAAGCAAAAGAGUACAGAGCAGGCUGCGUCAUCGGGACAGGAAAAACCCGUGCUGUAUUACCUGGAUUUGAAUGCGAUUAGUCCAGAUACAGUACGCAAGAUAGGCGACAUGUUUGAAGAACGAGUAAAAGAAGUACGCUUUGUUGACGGAGGCAUCAUCGGCUCACCACCUGUUGCUCCUCCAGCUUCACCAGAAACGUCAAAAGAAGCAGAGGAGUCCGUUAGCCCAGGGUCAGAUUGGAAGCGUCCCGGCGUUCCACUUUCGGGUCCUCAUGAACUCCCCAGUGCACAUCUCGCGUCCGUGUUGAAUGUCCAGCACGUCGCCAACACCAUUGGCACAGCCAGCGGUCUAAAAUGCUGCUUUGCCGCUUUGACAAAAGGCUUCACGGCCCUCUCUUUGCAGUCCUUUACCACUGCCUCGUCUCUCGGUGUACUGCCUCAGCUGAAAGAUUACAUGGAUCAGUAUAACCCCCAUGCGCGGCUCAAGGCCGAAAGAGGCAUCGUGGGGUGUACGCACAAGGCGUACCGGUGGGUUGAAGAAAUGAGGCAAAUAGGCGAGUGCUUUGCGGGAGAAGGAGGAUGGCAACAAGCAAGUGUAUUUCGCGAAAUCGCAGGCGUAUUCCAGGAACUCGCUGAUGUGGUGGAGAAGCAAGGGAGAGAAGGGAUGGAACAUGUAGACGGGGUAGUCGGGAUCCUAGGCAAUGAUCUCCAAUCUACCAAACAAUAG
This is a messenger RNA of Bipolaris zeicola 26-R-13, 990 nucleotides long. RefSeq lists its product as uncharacterized. The record is from RefSeq and is a predicted model, not a curated record. Bases 1 to 990 code for a protein of 329 amino acids. The transcript has a single exon. Gene Ontology annotation, molecular function: oxidoreductase activity, acting on the CH-OH group of donors, NAD or NADP as acceptor; NADP binding. NCBI's taxonomy places the organism in Eukaryota, Fungi, Ascomycota, Dothideomycetes, Pleosporales, Pleosporaceae.